AUGUCAUAUCUAUCUAUCCAUCUAUCUAAGCCUUGUCAUAUCUAUCUAUCUAUGCCUUGUCAUAUCUAUCUAUCUAUCUAUCUAAGCCUCAUCAUAUCUAUCUAUGCCUUGUCAUAUCUAUCUAUCUAUGCCUUGUCAUAUCUAUCUAUCUAUGCCUUCCUUGUCAUAUCUAUCUAUCUAUCUAAGCCUUGUCAUAUCUAUCUAUCUAUCUAUCUAAGCCUUGUCAUAUCUAUCUAUCUAUCUAAGCCUUGUCAUAUCUAUCUAUCUAUAUAUCUAUCUAAGCCUUGUCAUAUCUAUCUAUCUAUCUAUCUAUCUAAGCCUUCCUUGUCAUAUCUAUCUAUCUAUCUAUCUAUCUAUCUAAGCCUUGUCAUAUCUAUCUAUCUAUCUAUCUAUCUAUCUAUCUAUCUAUCUAAGCCUUGUCAUAUCUAUCUAUCUAUCUAUCUAUCUAAGCCUUUCAUAUCUAUCUAUCUAUCUAAGCCUAAUCUAGUCAUAUCUAUCUAUCUCAGCCUAAUCUAUCAUAUCUAUCUAUCUCAGCCUAAUCUAGUCAUUAUCUAUCUAUCUCAGCCUAAUCUAGUCAUUAUCUAUCUAUCUCAGCCUAAUCUAGUCAUUAUCUAUCUAUCUCAGCCUAAUCUAGUCAUUAUCUAUCUAUCUCAGCCUAAUCUAGUCAUUAUCUAUCUAUCUCAGCCUAAUCUAGUCAUAUCUAUCUAUCUAUCUAUCUCAGCCUAA
Messenger RNA from Acanthosepion pharaonis, 726 nucleotides. The record is from the annotation of a GenBank genome assembly. NCBI's taxonomy places the organism in Eukaryota, Metazoa, Mollusca, Cephalopoda, Sepiida, Sepiidae.